UGAGAGAGCUUGAAGAUAUGAUGUUUCCUAAGGAGAGAGAGAUAGGUAGCAGCAGUGGUUUGGGUCAGGGUGAAGUAGAUGUUAAGAAUUUGAGCUUCUUCAAGAUCUUUCAGGGUGAUGACUUAUCCUCUGAAAGCAUGAGAGCGUUUCCUUACGACUUCAUAAGAAACGUCCCACAAAACGACUACUCCAGUAACAUGGUGAUAAGGACGCAGUGGGGGAUCUCAUGGGAAGUAAAAGUCUCCAUGAACCCAAGAUUCUACUACAUGGAGAAGCGUGGAUGGAACCAGUUUGUGAACGACAAUGCCUUGGGAGAUAAAGAGCUCGUUACCUUCACUCACACUGGACUCAUGUGCUUCAAUGUCAAGAUCUACGAGGAGAAUGGCAAGGAGCUUGUAACACCUAGGAGGCCCCGGACAAUGGCUUCUCUAAGUAAGUGUAGUAGCUUUUGAUGCUUUAAACAAAGAAAAUUGAGAAGUAGGAGAGAGAGCAGCAACAAAGAUGUGAAGAAGAAGGCUGAGGAGACGGGAGGAGUUAGGGUCAAAAGCAAGAGAUUUGAGGAAGGCGAAACAUCCAAGAAGAAGAAGAAGAAGAUGAAGAGCAAUAACGAUGAGGAUACUGUUCCAGUAUUCAACAUCACUAUAAAGACAUCAUACCUCAAGUUCCUGCCAAUCCCAACGUACUUUGCUGACGUGCAUAUCCCGAAAACGUAUAAGAUGGUCACCAUUCACCACUCCAAUGGGAACUGUUCAUGGGAGGUGGUUUGCUUGGUGAGGAAGACAAGGGCAACCUUCUCAAGUGGCUGGGCGAGAUUGGUUAGAGAGUAUCCUUUGUCAGUCGGUGACUUUUGUACCUUAAAGUUCAUCAAACCAACCGAGUUUCACCUUGCUGUCUCCAAGAAGGUCGAAGAGAUCAUGUCUGACUGAUAAAUGAAUGAAAUGUGUUACGUGUCUUUGUUGCUUUCUUAUUAUCCAUAAAGACAAGUUUGAUCACGUUAGGUAUUUGUGAAUGUUUCUCUCUAGCCAAUGCUUAAUGUG
This is a messenger RNA of Brassica oleracea var. oleracea, 1037 nucleotides long. RefSeq names its product B3 domain-containing protein At3g17010-like. Bases 18 to 452 code for a protein of 144 amino acids. Lineage: Eukaryota; Viridiplantae; Streptophyta; Magnoliopsida; Brassicales; Brassicaceae. Gene Ontology annotation, molecular function: DNA binding. The record is from RefSeq and is a predicted model, not a curated record. The transcript has 3 exons.